Cololabis saira (Pacific saury) is the source of this 2478-nucleotide messenger RNA. RefSeq names its product calreticulin (gene calr). Gene Ontology annotation, cellular component: endoplasmic reticulum; endoplasmic reticulum membrane. Gene Ontology annotation, molecular function: calcium ion binding. The transcript has 9 exons. Gene Ontology annotation, biological process: protein folding. NCBI's taxonomy places the organism in Eukaryota, Metazoa, Chordata, Actinopteri, Beloniformes, Belonidae. The record is from RefSeq and is a predicted model, not a curated record. Bases 172 to 1449 code for a protein of 425 amino acids.
CGAGCCGAGAGGAGCCGAGCUGCCGCCUCAGCGACACUUCUGAAUCAUGACUGUAUGAAGACGCGGCUCCAGCACCGCCAAUUCACCUUCAAAACAGGCGCACAUACGCGUUUAUUUAUUGUUGUAGGUCGUUAAUUUUUCCUCUGGACAUAGUGCUUUUAGCUGGUCACAAUGACGGCGCUGUCGCUGCUCUUGAUGGCCGUGUCGGCCGCAUCUGUGCUGGCUGAGUCCGCCGAGCAUUUCCGAGAGCAAUUUGAGGAUGCUGACGCCUGGAUGAGUCGCUGGGUGGAAUCCAAGCACAAGUCGGACUAUGGCAAGUUUGUCCUGACUGCAGGGAAGUUUUAUGGAGAUGAAGAGAAAGACAAAGGUCUACAGACGAGCCAGGAUGCCCGUUUCUACGCUUUGUCAACCCGUUUUGAUAAAUUUAGCAACAAGGGCAAAUCUUUAGUCAUCCAGUUCACUGUGAAACACGAGCAGAGCAUUGACUGUGGUGGAGGCUAUAUCAAACUGUUUCCCUCUGAACUCAAUCAGGAGGAGAUGCACGGGGACUCUGUCUACAACAUCAUGUUUGGUCCUGAUAUUUGUGGCCCUGGCACAAAGAAAGUACACGUGAUCUUCAAUUACAAAGGCAAAAACCAUUUGAUUAACAAGGACGUUAGAUGCAAGGAUGACGAGUACACCCAUUUAUACACACUGAUCGUCAACCCUGACAACACUUACGAGGUCAAGAUCGACAAUAAGAAGGUCGAAUCUGGUAAUCUGGAGGACGACUGGGACUUUUUGCCACCCAAAAAAGUUAAGGAUCCCGAAGCUAAAAAGCCAGAGGACUGGGAUGACAGGGAGAAAGUUCCCGACCCUGAAGAUAAGAAACCAGAGGACUGGGACAAGCCUGAGAACAUCCCAGAUCCUGAUGCCAAAAAGCCUGAUGACUGGGAUGAUGAGAUGGAUGGAGAGUGGGAACCACCGAUGAUCAACAACCCUGAUUACAAGGGGGAGUGGAAGCCCAGUGAGAUCGAUAACCCUGCGUACAAGGGGAAGUGGAUCCACCCUGAGAUUGACAACCCGGAGUACACAGCUGACCCCGAGAUCUACAAAUACGAAAGCAUUGGUGUGAUUGGACUGGACUUGUGGCAGGUCAAGUCGGGUACUAUCUUUGACAACUUCCUAAUCACCAGUGAUCCAAACCUGGCAGAGGAAGUUGGCAACGACACUUGGGGCAAAACUAAGGAUGCCGAGAGAAAAAUGAAGGAAAGCCAAGAGGAAGAAGAGAGGAAGAAACGAGAAGAGGAGGACAAGCAGAAGAGAGAAGAGGAAAAGGAAGAAGAUGAGGAGGAAAAGGAGGAGGAGGAGGAAGAAGAAGAUGAAGAGGGGGAGGAGCCUGAGGAGGAGGAGGACGAGGAAGAAGAAGAAGAGGAAGGCACAGACUCUAAAUCUAAGGACGAGUUAUAAUCUCAGGAACUACUCAAACUGUGUCUGUGGGCUGUUGGGACCAGACUGGGGACUGAAAUGAUCAACCCUCAUGACUAACACCCCGCAGGGAUGGGCUGGCUGUGACAGGCUUUUUGUUUUUAUUUUUUAGUGUUUACAAAACAAGGGGGUAGGUGAAGAAGGGUAAUUAAUGUUCAUUUUCAUGAACCAUCACUGUUGUUUAUUAUAAUGGAAAGUGAAAUAAUGGAAGUUAUUGAUAUGUUGAAAUUAAUGUCAAGACCCGUGAUUAUAAAACUGCUAAUUGUAUUUAACAAAAAAUACAAAAGUUGCCCUUUGUGUUUUACAGAAUUUUUUUUCAAAUGACAUUGUAGUGACAUGAUUAUGGGUGGUUCCAUGAAAUUACUUUGUUUACCUCAUCUGUUUUGUUUGUCUGAUUUUGUCUGGGGUUUGUGUGUGUGUGUUUGUGUUUCACAGGAUGUCUGGAAGGACGGGAUAGAAUUGGAGGUAAUUGUGCUCUUAUUUAAACUCUUACUCAAACAAGGGUUACUGUGAACUAGAGUUCAUCAGGACUACCAGUUAAUUUUACAACCUGCUCAGAAGAAGCAUCUGACACUGGGUGUUAAUAUGAGGUGUCUUAAGAUAUAGUUCCCUGCAUAGUUUUGUAUUGAGGUGAAAACACUUUCUCACUCCACUGCACAUACUAGUCUUACUAGUCUUGUGUGUUUAAGAUCAGCUGUGUUCAGAUGUGUAUUAAGGAAACUCCAGUAGCAGAAAAUGUAAUGAUCAUUUGGUACAUGUCACUUUAGUUUUUCCUCAUUGUUGGUGUAUAAAAACAGUUUUCUUUUUUUUUUUUUUAUUUCAAUAUUUCUGCACUGCUGUACUCUUAAAGUUGAAGCUCAUACAUAAAUGUUACUUUUGUAAAAGACAUUUUGUACUAAUUGAAGGAAAUGAGGUUGGGCAAUUUUCAUGUUGCUAUGUUUAAACAAAACAAAACAUAAAAGCCAGAAAUGUGCUUUGUCCAAUAAAAGCAACCAGAACAAAUCAACUAGA